This is a messenger RNA of Cladocopium goreaui, 814 nucleotides long. The record is from the annotation of a GenBank genome assembly. NCBI's taxonomy places the organism in Eukaryota, Dinophyceae, Suessiales, Symbiodiniaceae.
UCACAACAGUCGCUUUUCAGCAGUGUAGCUUGGCCGCUGUCAUGGCUUUGGCAGUGGCCCCUGAGGGCUACCGCAGUGGUUCUCGCUCACCCCGCGGCAAAAGCGAUGCUACCAUCCAUGUUGGCCUUGAUGGGUGCGCUGCAAAUCCCGAGGAGGUGUUGCGGGGAGGCUUCACAGAGGAGAUGAAGAUGCAGCGAGACUUCCUCGAACAGUUCAUGAAGCCGCAGUGUGUGGGCCCUCCGACACAGCUCCCGGAAGCUGCUGCCGGGCUACCCUUGGAGGCCGCCGAGGUGCUGCUGUUGCAGCCGGGUCCUGGCCCAGCCCGGCCCUGGUGCGGCAGGUCUGCAGCAGUCGCCUGCCUGGCGGCAACGCAGCGGCUGUUCGCGCGGCUGCUGCCGGGGCAGGUCUCGGAGGGGGCUUGUGAUGAGGUUUGCCAGCUGCCGUCAGAGGGGGCCGAGCUGGGCACCGCGCAGUUCAUGGAACUGGCGCAACGAUGCGGCCUGGCUGCAGAAAAAGUCUGUUCGCCUGUGGAAGUGUUGGAUGAGAUGUUGAAGAGUCGCUUGUCGGCUUGUUGUGUACUGCUGGAGUCCUAUGUGGGAGUUUUGGAAGAGGCAGGCGAAGAAGUCGAGCAGGAUGUGGGAUUCCACUGCCUGCUGAUCGUUGGUGGAGACCUCCUGGGCCCCACUUAUGUGACUUUCGAUCCCUGGGGACCUGCUGCUGGAGAGGUUUCCCUAUGGCAGGACCACGCCCUGAAAUCGGCAAAGCCCGUGGGUUAUGUGCAGCUGACAGUGCCACAAGCCUAGCGGGGAGAAAA